Fraxinus pennsylvanica is the source of this 2946-nucleotide messenger RNA. Lineage: Eukaryota; Viridiplantae; Streptophyta; Magnoliopsida; Lamiales; Oleaceae. The record is from the annotation of a GenBank genome assembly.
AUGAAAUUCAUUUCUCCAAGACCCAUUUUCACUCUCUCCUCUGUAUCGAACCCCAAAAGAACCUUUUUCAAGAUUUUCCAUUUAUCAACAUCCGCCCCAUCGUUUCAUUCGUCUACCAGUUCCACCUACCAUUCUCGCCGCCAUGAGGAGGAGAGCCGGAAUGUCCAGGUUUCGGUCUGGUGGGAUUUCGAGAACUGUGAUUUGCCUUGUAAUGUGAAUGUAUUUAGAGUGGCACAGUUCAUUACCAGUGCCGUAAGGGCGAAUGGGAUUAAGGGUCCAAUUCAGAUCACGGCCUUUGGCGAUAUAAUGCAACUCUCCAGGGCCAAUCAGGAGGCUUUAUCUGCUACUGGGGUUAAUCUCAAUCAUAUUCCUUCUGGUGGAAAAAACAGCGCUGACAGAUCUCUUCUCGUGGAUCUUAUGUAUUGGGUUUCUCAAAAUCCUCCACCAGCGCACCUUUUCUUAAUAUCUGGCGACAGAGGGUUUGCGGGCAUUUUACAUCGGCUAAGGAUGAAAAAUUACAAUAUCUUACUAGCCAGUCCAGAUGGAGCUCCCAGUGUUCUACGCAGUGCUGCAAGUAUCAUGUGGCAAUGGAAUGCUUUGGUUAGGGGGGAGAAUCUUAAUGGAAAGCAUUUUAACAAACCUCCGGAUGCCCCCUACAGUUCCUGGUAUGGUCAUUCCAAGGCACCCCUUGAAGACCCCUUUGCAGUUACCGAGCAACCUCCAAACCAUACAGAUGAAUUGUCUCACUCUGAUACAGAUUCUAAGCUUCGACCAAUUCCCAAGGCAGUCACAAAACAAAUUCGUCAGAUUUUGAACUCGUACCCUGAAGGGAUUCUAAUUACUGAACUUCGUAGGGACUUGGUAAAGAGUAAUUUGAAUAUAGAUAGAGACUUGUAUGGAUAUAAAAAGUUCUCCAGGCUUCUUGGAGCCAUGCCACAUAUUCUAGAACUUCAGCCAGGAAGUGAUGGUCAGAUCUAUGUACGCGGUGUUAGCAUCAAAAUUUCUGAACAAGAUGAGUCAAGCCCAUCUAUAUAUACAGGACCCAUAGCUAACAAAGGAGGAUCUGAAACUGUAUCACUCCUUAAAAAUCCUGAAGCAAAGACGGUAGCUCAUCCAAGAAACUGGCAAGAGCCAUCAAACAUGCAUGAGCAAAAAAUAAAAAUGCAAGAGCCACCAAAAAGGGAGAAAGAGUCUUUCCCACCAAUGAAACUGCAAGAAUUACCAAAGAAACAAGAACAAACAGUGCAGGAUCUAACGAAAAAAGUUGAAGUUCCCUCUUCUCCUGUUGGAGCUCUGGUUAAUGCCACAGAAAAUAAGAGUCAAUCGCAUGCUUCUGAGGAGCACAGUUCUGAGGCUGAAGUCUGGAUCUCCCAAAGGAUAUGGAGGAAGUGGUUUGGGAGUAAAGAUAGGGACGCGGAUAAGAACAAUUUUAGCAAACAGGAUGAAAUUUCUGUUGGCAAUUUAACGGCUGAGGACAAAGAUGCGAUAUCAACAAGUUUGUCUGCUAAAUCAGUUUGUCCUGCAUUAUUUUCACCUUCAAGUCAUGAGGCCAUUAUUGAUGGAAAAAUAGCUUAUGAUUCAGAUGCUUCUGCUGAAUCAUCCAGCCAAAGAUCUAGUAUAUUCUCUCAGUUUAUGCGCUGGUCUAGAUUUUGGAGCUCCUCAGACUCUAAUCAUGCAACUGAAGAAUCUCGAGAAAAUAUUGAACGGAUGAAAAAUGAUAAUCAGAAGCAUGAUGUUUUUAUGGAAGAACCCUUUUGGAAGGAAAUAGAGGCAUUCAUUGAAACAUCCCAAGCUUCAGCUAUUGCCUUCCAAUCAAAGACCAGGGAGCAUCUGGCACAAAAUUUACAAAACAAGGGGCCACCAGUUCUUAGAUCACUUCCUCUGAGUAAUCUUCUUCACUUGGUGGACUUACUAAUCUCUGAGAAGAAAUGGAUCAAGGAAUGCCACUCUCAAACCUAUCCUUUUAAAGUUCUUCAGCAUACUGGAAAGGAUCCGUCUAACAAUCAUCCUUCCCAUUUAAAUGGACUAAGUUCUAUAUUUCAGCUGGGGGACCCACCAUCCGCUUCACAUAACCUACAAGAACUUGUAGACGAAAAGCACCAGAAUAUCCGUGAACCUGUAUGCCAGAGUUCCUCCAGCAAAUCGAGAAGUGAGAUACUAGCCGACUGUCACAAGCUUGUGGAUCUUAUCGUAAAGGAAUAUCCUGAAGGAUUUAACAUGGGAGCUUUUAGGAAACUAUUUCUCGAUAAAUAUGGCUACUCUCUUGACUUACAGAAGCUUGGUUACCAAAAGUUAGUAACCCUUUUACAGAUAAUACCUGGGGUGAGAAUAGAGUCUAAUUAUAUCAUUCCUGCUGGUGAAAUCUCAAAAAAUCUCGACCUAAAAUCUUCUGAUUUGCUUGUUCAAGAAAGUGAGGUUGGUAAAGUAGGCAAUUUGGGUAGUGAAUUAUCGGAAACAUCGAGGAAAGAUGACGAUGUCAAUUCUCCUUGGGAGGAACUAGGCCCAAUUGCUAAUUCGGGCCACGAAACGGACGAAACAGUGGGGCCAACAUUCCAUGAUUAUGAACCUCUAGCUGAUGAUGAUUUUUCUGAUUCAGAAGAUGAGAUGUCCUCCAAAUCAGAAGGUGGAGAUAAGUCUAGAAUGGACGCAGAAGAUAGCUCUUUAUUGCAGAUUCUCGACUCAUGGUACAGCAGUAAGGACGAUAAUGGUAGAAAGGAUGCACCAGAGAAUCUCGCCAAAAAUAGUUUAAAGCCAUCUGCAUCAGCCGGGCUUGCCACCAAGAAUGGGACUGCAAUGGUAAACCAUGCACGGAGGCAGAAACCUACGAAGAGCUAUUCAUUCGUCUCGGAACAAACCAGAAAUGAUAAAGACAGAUCGAUUGAUAAUAUUUUGGGCUGCUUGAAGAAGUCUGGUGAGAAGUCGGCAGAUCCCAGGGUACCGGGCUGA